Molecule: messenger RNA, 474 nt
Organism: Lagenorhynchus albirostris (white-beaked dolphin)
Lineage: Eukaryota; Metazoa; Chordata; Mammalia; Artiodactyla; Delphinidae
Gene: PATE2
Product: prostate and testis expressed 2
Source: RefSeq, a predicted model, not a curated record
CCUUUGCACUACCUCUAAGGCACUUUGGAUUUGUUGGGGGAAAGAAGAAGGAGUAAACAAAGGAGAAGAAGACAGAAGUAGUUUGUGAAGCAGUCACAAAGGCAACGGUUGUAAACGAAACAGCGAGGGUCAGGAAUCAGGAGACCAGAGUUCUCUUCCCAGUAAUUUGCCAGCAUAAUUUGGACAGGUGAAUUUCGUGAACAUCUGAUAGAGCCUUCGACGAUGUGUUAUAAAUAUAAAAAAUAUCAUCUUGGGAUAUGCUAUGAAGGCAUGAGGUCCUGCACCCUGAAGUACCACCAGACUUGUGCUGUUGAAAACAUUUACUUACUUACCAGAAAAGGGCGGAGUAUGUAUUUUUAUUCAAAACUGUCGUGUAUGACCAACUGUGAGGACAUCAACUUCUUAGGUUAAAAGAGGACAGAGCUCAUCUGUUGCAAACAUAAAAACUAUUGCAACCUCCCUGAGGGAGUCUAG